AUGGUCCUCCUCCGUUCCCUCUACGCCGUCACGGCCCUGCUCGGUGUCUGCGCAACAGCUGCCCCUACCGGCGACGUCGCUGCUCUCAACAAGCGUUGUAUUCCCGAUGACCCUACCUCCUGCAGCCCUGGGGACUUUGGCAAGCGUCCCUAUUUCAUCAUGUCAGACUCUGUCCCCGUUAUCCUCUGCGGUAAGACCGAGCAGAUCGGCGCUACCGUCGUCGAAGCCGUCAAGCCUGAAUUAGAAGUCAUUCAUUUCGUCACGACCACCGAAGCGGGGGUGGUCCAGAUUCCCGCCCUACUACGCGGUGAAAAGAAUGACCCGUCUAACAGCGCGCUGGGGAGUAAGGAUUACGAUUGGGGCGUCGGAGCCAUUAUUCUUGGUGCUGGAUACGAUGACCAGGCGAUACAGAUUCUUCGAGACGCUUCCCAGGGGCUAAAACCCGUUCCCUGGCUGCGACCUGACACCUCCAAACCCGCGCCGCCACUGGGCCCGGAAUACGGCAAGGCGCUGGUGGCUCGCAUCAAGGAGACUGUGAAGGAGCUACAGGCCAAAGGGAAGAUGAAUGAGGACGCUGUGAUUUACUAUUAG
Molecule: messenger RNA, 591 nt
Organism: Aspergillus affinis
Lineage: Eukaryota; Fungi; Ascomycota; Eurotiomycetes; Eurotiales; Aspergillaceae
Exons: 3
Coding region: 1-591 (196 amino acids)
Source: RefSeq, a predicted model, not a curated record